AUGAUCAGUAGCACCAGUGUUUAUGGCUUGAAGAUGCAGUGGACGCCGGAGCAUGCCCAGUGGCCAGAGCAGCACUUUGACAUCACCUCGACCACGCGGUCUCCCGCCCACAAAGUCGAAGCCUACCGAGGUCAUUUGCAGCGCACCUAUCAGUACGCCUGGGCAAACGACGACAUCUCUGCCCUGACUGCAUCCAACCUGCUCAAAAAGUAUGCCGAGAAGUACUCUGGCAUCUUGGAGGGCCCCGUGGACCGACCUGUACUCAGCAACUACUCGGACGCACCGUCGGGACUGGUGAACGGUCGGAAAAAUGAAAACGAACCCUGGCAGCCGUCCUUGAACUCGGAAGCCGUAUAUCCCAUGAACUGUGUCCCAGACGUGAUCGCGGCCAGCAAAGCUGGAGUCGGGUCGGCCCUCCCUCCGGCAGAUGUCUCUGCGAGCAUCGGGAGCUCUCCCGGGGUGGCCAGCAACCUGACGGAACCCAGCUAUUCCAGUAGCACCUGUGGAAGCCACACUGUACCUAGUCUCCACGCAGGCCUCCAGUCUCAGGAAUACGCCCCCGGAUACAACGGAUCUUAUUUGCAUUCUACGUACAGUGGCCAGCCAGCACCUGCACUUCCCUCGCCUCAUCCUUCUCCUCUGCAUAGCUCUGGGCUCCUCCAGCCUCCGCCGCCUCCUCCCCCGCCACCCACCCUGGUCCCAGGCUACAACGGGACUUCCAACCUCUCCAGUUACAGCUACCCCUCUGCCAGCUAUCCCCCCCAGACUGCUGUGGGGUCUGGGUAUAGCCCCGGGGGGGCGCCCCCUCCUCCCUCAGCAUACCUGCCUUCAGGAAUCCCGGCUCCCACCCCCCUACCCCCCACCACGGUCCCCGGCUACACCUACCAGGGUCACGGCUUGACACCCAUCGCACCCUCUGCCCUGGCAAACAGUUCAGCGAGCUCCCUCAAAAGAAAAGCUUUCUAUAUGGCGGGGCAGGGCGACAUGGACUCCAGUUAUGGAAAUUACAGCUAUGGCCAACAGAGAUCCACGCAGAGCCCCAUGUACAGAAUGCCCGACAACAGCAUUUCAAACUCAAACCGGGGGAAUGGCUUUGACAGAAGUGCUGAAGCAUCAUCCUUAGCGUUUAAGCCAACGAAGCAGCUCCUGUCCUCUGAGCAGCAGAGGAAAUUCAGCAGCCAGUCCGGCCGGGCGCUGACCCCGCCCUCCUACAGCACUGCUAAAACCGCGCUGGGCUCCCGGGCCAGCGAGCCCUUCGGGAAGUACACGCCGCCGGUCAUGAGCGAGCACGGGGACGAGCGCAGGCAACUCCUCUCGCACCCCAUACCGGGCCCUGGGCUCCGUGCAGCUACCUCAUCCAACCACUCCGUGGACGAGCAACUGAAGAACACUGACACGCAGCUCCUUGACCUGGUCACCAACGAGAUCAUCACCCAGGGACCCCCCGUGGACUGGAGUGACAUCGCCGGCCUGGACCUGGUGAAGGCCGUCAUUAAAGAGGAGGUGUUGUGGCCGGUGUUGAGAUCCGACGCAUUCAGCGGGCUGACGGCCUUACCUCGGAGCAUCCUUUUGUUCGGGCCUCGGGGGACAGGCAAGACGUUACUGGGCAGGUGCAUAGCCAGUCAGCUGGGGGCCACGUUCUUCAAAAUCGCCGGCUCCGGACUCGUCGCCAAGUGGCUGGGGGAGGCAGAGAAGAUCAUCCACGCCUCUUUCCUCGUGGCCAGGUGUCGCCAGCCCUCCGUGAUCUUUGUCAGUGACAUUGACCUGCUCCUCGCCUCUCAAGUGGGCGAGGAGCACAGUCCCGUCAGUCGGAUGAGAACCGAGUUCCUGAUGCAGCUGGACACUGUACUCACGUCGGCUGAGGACCAAAUCGUAGUCAUUUGUGCCACCAGUAAACCCGAGGAAAUAGAUGAAUCUCUCCGGAGGUACUUCAUGAAACGACUUUUAAUCCCACUUCCUGACAGCACAGCGAGGCACCAGAUAAUAGUACAACUGCUCUCACAGCACAAUUACUGUCUCAACGAAAAGGAGUUUGCACUGCUCGUCCAGCGCACAGAAGGCUUCUCUGGACUCGACGUGGCUCAUUUGUGUCAGGAAGCGGCGGUGGGCCCCCUCCACGCCAUGUCAGCCACAGACCUCUCAGCCAUCAUGCCCAGCCAGCUGAGGCCUGUCACGUACCAAGACUUUGAAAACGCGUUCUGCAAGAUUCAGCCUAGCAUAUCUCAAAAAGAGCUUGAUAUGUAUGUUGAGUGGAACAAAAUGUUUGGUUGCAGUCAGUGA
This is a messenger RNA of Pipistrellus nathusii (Nathusius's pipistrelle), 2280 nucleotides long. The record is from the annotation of a GenBank genome assembly. NCBI's taxonomy places the organism in Eukaryota, Metazoa, Chordata, Mammalia, Chiroptera, Vespertilionidae.